UAAGCUGAUAAGAAAAGCUCCACCUUCACAUCAAUGGUAUAAGAUCAGCCAGACCCUUGACAGACGAUCAGAGCCUGAAGUCUUCCGUCAAAAUGACUAGACUUCUGCAGCUCCUGCUCCUGACCUGGACAUUCAGUCCUCUGUGUCUCUCAACCACUGUGAGUUUCAUUGGUUCACCAGAGCAAUGUAAAACUGCUCACUUUGUUCCAGGUUACAACCUGGGAGGAGAAGGCUUCGACAUUGUCAAAAUGCAAAGAAAAGCUGCCUAUGUCAUCGACACUGAAACAUGGGACCUUGGAAAUGGCACUUGCAGAAUGUACGGAAACAUCUACCAAAAUGGAGAGAAACAAAAGGUCCCAGUUUCAGUGGUGGACUGGAGAAGCAUCCCAAAAUGCAAUUUGAAGAUCUCCAGUAUGCUCUAUGAUUCUGUUGAAUCUCUCAUCAAUGGUUCCACAUCAUCGAUUUCCAACAACUGGAAAAUUGGUCUUAAUAUCCCUGUAGUCGGUGUUGGUGUUGGUUUUGGAGGGUCACACUCCAGGGUGGCUGAAUUUGGCAUGGCAAAGUCAAAACAAGACCGCUACACAUUUACCCGCCAUUCUGUUAGCUGUAGCUACUACAACUACAAACUGACAACAAGCCCACCUUUGCAUCAUGAAUUUGAAAAGUCUGUGAAGUCUCUUUCUCCACAUUCUUCUGAGAUACCUUACCGCAAUCUGAUCGAUACUUAUGGCACACAUUACAUCACAAAGGUUUUUCUCGGAGGGGAGAUAAAAGCAACAACAUCGAUUAAGACCUGCCAGGCAUCCAUGAUCGGGCUGUUGGCAACAGAAGUUAGUGACUGUCUGUCGGUUGAAGCUUCAGUUAACUUUAAAAGUACGGCGAGCAUCAAUGCUAUGUAUGGACACUGUCAGGAAAAAAAAAAGAAACUGAUCCAUGGUGGAAGUUUCAACGCUGUGUUUAGUGAACGUAUCACAGAAGUUGUUGGUGGGGACAAAAAUGAUGUCGCGUUCUUCCAAGGGUAUGUUGAUCCCAGUGUCCAUAUCAGGUGGAAAGAAUCUCUUAAAACUACACCUGACAUCGUGAGUUACAACCUGAAGCCUCUGCACACAAUUCUGCCAGAUGGUCAUCCUGCCAAAAACGGGCUUAAAGGAGAGGUGGAAAAGUAUAUCAAGGAGAAUGUACUGAUAAGAAAAUGUUCAGAAUCCUGUCAAAUUGGCCACAGAUCCAGUAGCAGAGAUCCCUGUGCUUGUGUGUGUAACAGUAAUCAUUUUAUCAAAUCAAACUGCUGUCCUGCUGGGAAAGGUUUCGCAACAUUGAAGGUGUACAAUCUUUAUGCUAGGGGACUGUAUGGUGAUUGGAUCACUCAGACAGACGGUUCAGUGACUGUUAAAUACAGUAACCAGGAAAAGCGCACUCAAACGAUAGAUAAUAAUGAUAACCCCAACUGGUCAGAGUCAUUUGAUUUUGGACCCAUUGUUGUAAAUAGCCAUGACAGACUGACUUUCACGGUUUAUGAUGACGAUAUAUGUUGGAGAAGGGACCUCCUUGGUAGCUGCUCCAUUGACCUUCGUAGAGGAAAAGUUUCAAACAGUUGCAUGUUUACUCAUGGUACCUUUUAUUUCAGCUACUCAGUGGAGUGUGCACCAAGCCUUGGUGGCAACCAGUGUGAGGAGUACAUUCCUUCUCCCAUGGAUCCACCUUUGGCUAAAGUUUUCUACUCCAGAAACGGGGUUCUGCUUGGAGAUUCAAAGAAGGGGUUUGUUAAAUCUGCUCCUCAGCCAGAUUUGGGCCAGCUGUGAGACGAUGACAAUGACAAGGAUUUUGAUUUGAAUCAUUUUUGCUUGUGGCAUUUCUAUCUUUGACUUUUAUAUUAAUAAAAAGAACAGUUUGCAAAUUCAAUCUAAAUGUGAUAAUCUGUACUGAUAACUUUUCUCUCUGUUUCUUCCUUUGUACUCGCAAAAUACUGCAAUAAAGCAUUCAUAAAGACAA
This is a messenger RNA of Poecilia latipinna (sailfin molly), 1989 nucleotides long. Its product is annotated as perforin-1-like. The coding region runs from base 93 to 1799 and encodes 568 amino acids. Gene Ontology annotation, biological process: T cell mediated cytotoxicity; defense response to virus; immunological synapse formation. The transcript has 3 exons. The record is from RefSeq and is a predicted model, not a curated record. Lineage: Eukaryota; Metazoa; Chordata; Actinopteri; Cyprinodontiformes; Poeciliidae. Gene Ontology annotation, cellular component: membrane; membrane attack complex. Gene Ontology annotation, molecular function: wide pore channel activity.